Molecule: messenger RNA, 621 nt
Organism: Rotaria sp. Silwood1
Lineage: Eukaryota; Metazoa; Rotifera; Eurotatoria; Philodinida; Philodinidae
Source: the annotation of a GenBank genome assembly
AUGAACAGAAGCAUUGCUUUUAAAGUAGUUCUAUUAGGAGAAGGUAGUGUUGGCAAGACUUCAAUAGUUCUACGUUAUACAGAAAAUUUAUUUAAUGAUAAACAUCUUGAAACACAACAAGCUUCUUUCAAAACAAAAAAAUUAAAUUUGGAUGGUCGUCGAAUUGAUUUAGCUAUAUGGGAUACAGCAGGACAAGAACGAUUUCGAGCACUUGGUCCUUUAUAUUAUCGUGAAGCAAAUGGUGCUAUACUUGUAUUUGAUAUAACAGAUGAAGAUUCAUUUGAUCGAGUAAAAAGUUGGGUAAAAGAAUUAAAACGAAUGCUGGGCGAUGAUGUAGUUUUAUGUAUUGUUGGAAAUAAAAUUGAUCUUGAAAAAGAUCGUCAUGUAUCCAUGCAAACCGCUGAAGAAUAUGCUCGAUCGGUUAAUGCAAAACUUCACCAUACAUCAGCUAAAUUAAAUAAAGGAAUUGAAGAACUUUUUCAGGAUUUAGCUGCUCGUAUGCUUGAAAAAGUUCCAGCAAAUCCGAAUAAUUCGAAUACACAUCGACCAGGUGGAAUUCCCAUUCAAUCAUCUACGACAACAGAUGGAAAUGGUCGACAAAAGACUGGCUCUUGUUGCUAG